Molecule: messenger RNA, 735 nt
Organism: Sphaeroforma arctica JP610
Lineage: Eukaryota; Ichthyosporea; Ichthyophonida
Exons: 4
Coding region: 1-735 (244 amino acids)
Source: RefSeq, a predicted model, not a curated record
AUGCCUGCCGCAAUUACCGAACGUAAGCGCUCCUCGGCCACAAGCGAAUCUAAAGACAGCUUCAAACUAUACCUCAAAGAAUCAGGUGUAGUAGACGAUCUGUGGAGGCUGUACGAUACACGCAAUGUACACGGAGAAGACCCUCUCAGGAUGCUGAAGAAAAGCAUCGUGGAAACGGAAACUUCUGAUCUACGUACCAGAAACAACGACUUAGAGUGCGAGAAUGGUGAACUGCAGUUGCGUGUUGAAUUUCUCGAAGAGCGUAUGCGACUUAUGGGCAUGACAAUACCCAAUGCCAGGCCGGUACUGAAGAACUCUAAAUCCUCGUCUGUGAAUUCAUCGACUGAAUCUUUUGAAGAGAGACGAAAGCCAUCUCUGGCUGCAGCAUCACAGGAGACGUUCCGUCGACUGCUGGCGGAUGGGAGCAGCCACACCUUCGUACUCGCCACGUCUGUAGCCCAUGCAUAUAACAGCAAUGGGCUUAUGUCGCUAUACUAUGCCUCGCGAACAGAUCACAGGCACGCGUUGGCUCUCCCAGAGGGACCCGAAGACCUGAUCAAAAACAUAUCAUCCAUUAGGAAACCCACAACCAAACGCUGCAACACACUGUUUGCCUGCCCGCCCUUCUAUGAUGGUCUAUUGAAGUCGGCAUCGGCCGCUACGCUAAAUACCUGGAGUAUCGACUGCAACUACUCUGCUGGCAGCCCUUUAUCAAGCGCAACUGUGGACAGGUAG